Molecule: messenger RNA, 798 nt
Organism: Botrytis cinerea B05.10
Lineage: Eukaryota; Fungi; Ascomycota; Leotiomycetes; Helotiales; Sclerotiniaceae
Gene: Bcmgr2
Product: Bcmgr2
Exons: 5
Coding region: 140-478 (112 amino acids)
Biological process (GO): protein import into mitochondrial matrix; protein insertion into mitochondrial inner membrane
Cellular component (GO): TIM23 mitochondrial import inner membrane translocase complex
Source: RefSeq, a predicted model, not a curated record
GAUCAUUUUACAAUUUAGUACUUCGAGGUAGAUUUGGACAUUUGGAUCUUUGAAAGCUCCAAGCUGCGAGAUCUAAGCUGAUGAACUCUGCAACUGCGCGAUACAGAUAAAUCAAUAGAAUCUUUCGACAUCGCCAAAUAUGCCUCCAGUACCACAACCUCAAGGUCAUCCCGGUGGCCAAACUGUCUGGAAUAAGCUCCAGAUGGGAGCUAUGAUGGGUGGCACUGUCGGCGCCAUUUUGGGGUUUAUGUAUGGCACACUUACUAUCAUUAAAUUUGGUCCUGGACCAAAUGGAGUCUGGAGGACUCUGCGCACAUACAUGCUCACUUCCGGGUCCACUUUCGGAUUUUUCAUGGCCAUUGGCAGUACCAUCCGUUCAGAUAGUAUCGCAUCUCCAGAAACGUUGGCAGCAUUCGGCCGUGCGAACCGACGUCCUCUGAUUAUGAAUCGUCCAUGUCGUCCUUCGCGAACAUCAUAAUCAAAAACGCUCUAUUGGAGUUGGAAGGGGAAGCCCAUCUAUCUUUGGGGAAGAUGGAACGGGGCGAAUGCUUUGUAAUUCAAAGUAUAUGUUUAUACAUAAAGGGCAGAGAAAUUUCAGUUGUUGAUCUUCGGGUCUCGCCGCUCAACUCUUUGCAUAGGGGUGGAGUUUAAUGGGGGGCAAUCUGUAUCAACAAAGCCUCGCCCAGCGUUUUUCUUUUACUCGAGCCUCCUGAUGAGCUCAAUUCAACAAUAAACGAAUCUUACUACUUUAUCAUUGGUUCAUCGGUGUCAUGAAAGCUCGAAUUCAGUGUUGUGGCA